AUGAAGAGUCAUGAGUGUCAUGUCUUUAAGCAACGACUACUUCCCUUUGCUUUUGCGGAGUUACUUCCUACAAACGUAUAUGAAGCACUUGCAGGCAUUGGAGCAUUUUUCAGGGAUCUGAGCACCCGCACCCUUAAAGUAGAAGUCGUGGAACAGCUUCAAGAGAACAUUCCCAUCUUAUUGUGCAACUUGGAGAAGAUAUUUCCUCCUGGGUUUUUUGACGUAAUGGAGCAUCUAGCUGUCCACCUUCCAUAUGAGGCAUUGCUUCGUGGACCUGUACAUUACGGAUGGAUGUAUCAGUAUGAGCGAGCCAUGAAAUAUUUGAAGGGAAAAGCAAAGAACCUUGCAAAGGUUGAAGGUUCUAUAAUUGCUGGAAGUUUGACGGAAGAAACUUCUCACUUCACAUCGUACUACUUUGCGUCAAAAGUACGUACUCGGAAAAGAGCUCCAAGGAGAUAUGAUGAUGGUGGUGUCGCGCCAACAUACGCAGUUGCUGGUGUUCCAGACAUCUUUAGCCAGAUUGGACGACUGGGUGGGAAAUCAAAAGAGGUUUGGUGGUCGAGUGAAGAAGACGCUCAUAGUGCACACACCUAUAUUCUACUUAAUUGUAAGGAUCCAUUGAUUCGUUAUUUUGAAAGCCUAUUUGUUUCACAAGUCGAAGAAACAUUCCCUGGUAUAUCCACAACUGACGUAGACAAAAGGAAAGAUCAACACUGGUUGAAGAGUCAGGUUGAUUUUGACGACGAUGCAGAUUAUCCUAAGUGGUUACAUGAAGUAAUUCAAUCUCCACAUGUAAAGGUCACCACUUCACAGAUGUAUUUCACACGAGGCUAUACUUUUCACACAUAUGAGUAUGGUAGACAGCGGGCGACCAGUAACUAUGGAAUAUGUGUGAAAGGGGAAACCGAUUUCUACGGUAUCUUGACAGAGAUUAUCGAAGUGGAAUUUCCAGGGAUAUUGAAGCUGAAAUGCGUCCUCUUCAAAUGUGAGUGGUUCGACCCCGUCGUCAACAGAGGUGUUCGGUUUAACAAAUUCGGUGUAGUUGAUGUCAAUGGUGGACGAAGGUACAACAAAUUCGAGCCUUUCAUCUUAGCUUCACAAGCAGAUCAAGUUAGCUACCUUCCAUACCUUCGGAUGAGAGAAUCGGGAAUAAAUUGGUUAUCCGUGAUCAAAGUUACACCUCGAGGACGAAUCAUUAGUGGAGAAGAACCACCAUUGCAAGAAGAACAGAUAAAUGAAGUUGAGGAACCUGAACAACAAAUUGAUGACAUUCUUCUCAUUGAUCCGCAUAAUCAUGAGUAUGAAGAUCUUACCGACGAUGGCACAGACGAAGCUGUUGAAGACGAGUUUAAUGAAAAUGAUGAUGUUUCUAGUGAUGACGAAAAUGUAUCCGAUUGAUGUAUUUGUGUUUUAAUAUGAUUGAUUUUCAGACUUAAUGCAUGUGAUUCGAUUAUAAAGAAAAAAAAUAUUGAGUUU
Messenger RNA from Raphanus sativus (radish), 1476 nucleotides. RefSeq lists its product as uncharacterized. The record is from RefSeq and is a predicted model, not a curated record. NCBI's taxonomy places the organism in Eukaryota, Viridiplantae, Streptophyta, Magnoliopsida, Brassicales, Brassicaceae. Bases 1 to 1398 code for a protein of 465 amino acids. The transcript has 5 exons.